This is a messenger RNA of Anneissia japonica, 2652 nucleotides long. RefSeq names its product EF-hand domain-containing protein D2-like. Lineage: Eukaryota; Metazoa; Echinodermata; Crinoidea; Comatulida; Comatulidae. The coding region runs from base 227 to 805 and encodes 192 amino acids. The record is from RefSeq and is a predicted model, not a curated record. Gene Ontology annotation, molecular function: calcium ion binding. The transcript has 4 exons.
GUCGCGAUAGUUUACAUUGUGGCAGUUGGUGGUAUGUGAAGGAAACAUUCGCUAAGGGAAGUUGUAGAUGUAAGCCAACCUGUUAGAUGAUAAAUACACAUUACACAAAUUUAUUCUACAAGUCGGAAAAACUGGGGUAAAUCGUGCUCAUAUUCUGAAGACAUUAAACAUUCGUAGAUCAAAACCUUGCGUUAAAAACGUGUUUUACUUUGUUGCAAACGUGAAGAUGGCGACAAACGAACUAGCUGAGAAAUUAGCCAGACGGGAUGCGAUCAACGAAGGGCAGGAGGUGCCCGCAAACAAGUCAGGCCCGUGGAACCCGUAUACGGAGUUCAAAGAAUUUACAAGGAAGCAAAUCAAAGAAUACGAGAAAAUGUUUAAAAAGUAUGACACAGGUAAUGAUAAAUACAUUGACUUAAUGGAAUUGAAAAGAAUGAUGGAAAAGCUGGAAGCACCGCAGACCCACCUGUCCCUCAAGAAGAUGAUAAAAGAAGUUGAUGAAGAUCUUGAUGAAAAAAUAAGCUUUAGGGAGUUUCUGUUAAUUUUUAGAAAAGCUGCUGCUGGGGAACUGGAUGCUGAUAGUGGUUUGAGUCAGCUAGCUCAACUGUCAGAAAUCAAUGUAGACGAAGAAGGAGUGGGUGGUGCUAAAAACUUUUUUGAAGCUAAGAUAAAUCAAAUACAAGAAUCAAAUAAGUUUGAGAAGGAAAUCAGGGAAGAACAAGAAGAGAGAAAAAGGGAAGAAGAAGCAAGGAAAUUAAGGAAAGAGGCAUUCAUCGAAAAACAAAAGGCAUUUAAAGUACAAUAGGAUAGCUUUGAUGAGCAUAGUGAUGUCAUCAUCAUGUCUGUUCAAGCAUAACUAAUGUAUUACUAUGUGCUUGAAUGAGCAGGGUGUGAAGUUGCUGUAAAAUUUGUACAGGUCCUUUAUAUAUAGGAGUUCUGGAAAAGGUAAGGGUGCUUCCUAACAAUUUUAAGGCGAUCUAUAUUUUCAAAUAAGAAAGGUGUUAUAUAUUUUAUCGUGCCUUUAAUUGAUAUUCUGCAUCUAGAUUAGAAGGAUAUAUAUUUGCGUAUCUGUAAUAUAGUUUUAACGUCUUCAAAGGGACCACAAAUAGUUCAUUUCACUGUGCGAUCAAAUCUAAAUUAGUCUUCCAAACUGAUUUUAAUUCAUCUAGUUUCAUCAUGUUUUCAUUUAUUUGUAAGUGAGUGUUCAUCCCUGAAAUCUACAGUGUUUGUUUUUCUAAAUAUGUCCAAUAAUCUUUGUAUUGUACAGAGUUUCUUCUAUUUAUGGAAUACCGCCCUCUACAUGUUAGUGAUAAUAGCAUAACUCUAUUCAACUUGCAUUUGUUUCUUAAAGAGAAAAAAAAUUCUCAUCUGAAAACUAUGUCUGUGUACAUAUAAUAUUUAAGCUAGCCUGGCUUGCAUCUAAGACACUGGUGGCACUGGAGGUGGGAGGAAGUCAUCGGACAAUUUCCCUGUCGGACAAGCGUUGACCCCCGAUUAGUUGGGGGGUAAACUAAAAACUAUCAUUUUAUAUAUUUUGUAGAAUUUAAACACACAAAAAGAUCGUUUUUGGACUAUUAAUUUUACAGAAUACUUUUGAAUGAUGAGUAAUAUUUGACUUACAAAUAAUCAUUUUGUUGAAAUACCGUAAAACCUUGAAUUAAAGUCCAAUGGGCUUAAUAUUGAGAAGACGCCCAUCUCGAAUUGAAGCCCCCUCUAUAGUUUGCAAAAUUAGCCUCAAAAAGAAGGCUGUCUCAAAAUUUCAAGAUAGCAUAGGCUUCUGUUCUAAAUAGUACAGUACAUACACUGUACAAGAAUUUCAAAAAACAAAAUAAAGUAAAAACAAGCUUGGUUUAUUCAGUAGGUGAUUUAAUGCCAGUUAAUAUACUCCAUGACACAGAUUGAUGGUACAGUGGCCUCGUUUAUUGUUUUAUAGUACAUAUUUCCAAAAUUUACAGCAUUCAUUUUGAAAAGAAGCCCCCCCUCCCCCUUCUUUGCUUUGCAAAAGCAGCCUCGAAAAGAAGCCCAUCCAAAGUUCACAAAAAAAAUAAUGAAUCCCAGGGCAUCUAUUCGAGGUUUUACGGUAGUGUUCUAGACAAAUAAAAAAUUAUUAGUUUAUGUUUUUGUAUAAUAUUGCUAAGCUUUGCUGGUUACCUUUAUGCUGAGUAAUUAAUUUAAGUAUUGACAAACUUAAUAUACUAUUUUAUAAAAUAAUUUAUUCAUAAGAAUAGUUCUUAGAAUGAGUUUUCGAGAAUUAUCAGAAACAUUUCACAUUUUUAAAACUGUUUUUAUAUCAACAUUUUCUAAUUCUACACUUUUUACUGUUUCAGUUUAUUUUGGCAUAAAUACAAAAAAAAAUCAACAUAGAUAUAAUUUUUUAUAACAUUUUUAAUAAUAAUAAUAAUGUAAUAUGUACAUGUAAGUCCAGAAGUUGUAAAUGAUAACAGUGAGAAAAUAUUUCCAAUUUACCUUCUUUUUGCUUAUUAAUCAUUAACUAUGCUUUAAUUCAAUUACAUUCUGUACAAUUACUUUAUUCUAUUUGCAUUAUUUAGUGCAUAAAACAGUCUGGAAACUGAAUUAUAAUAUAUAUAAACACACGUGCCUAUUUUUGUACCAUAAGAAUUAAACUUUGUGAACCUGAAUAUAACAAAAUAA